Messenger RNA from Opisthocomus hoazin, 801 nucleotides. The record is from RefSeq and is a predicted model, not a curated record. Lineage: Eukaryota; Metazoa; Chordata; Aves; Opisthocomiformes; Opisthocomidae.
GAGUCUGGGAAGAGCACCAUCGUCAAACAGAUGAAGUGAGUGGUCCCCGAGGAAGGCCGGCAGUACAAAGCUGUGGUCUACAGCAACACCAUCCAGUCCAUCAUGGCCAUCAUCAAGGCAAUGGGGAACCUCCAGAUUGACUUUGGAGACUCCUCCAGAGCGGACGAUGCUCGGCAGCUGUUUGCGCUCUCCUGCACUGCCGAGGAGCAGGGCAUCAUGCCGGAGGACCUGGCCAACGUGAUCCGAAGGCUGUGGGCUGACAACGGGGUCCAGGCUUGUUUUAACCGCUCCCGAGAGUACCAGCUGAACGACUCCGCUGCCUACUACCUGAACGACCUGGAGAGGAUAGCCCGUGCCGACUACAUCCCCACCCAGCAGGACGUGCUGCGCACCAGGGUGAAGACCACCGGCAUCGUAGAGACCCACUUCACCUUCAAGGACCUGCACUUCAAGAUGUUCGACGUGGGCGGCCAGCGCUCCGAGCGGAAGAAGUGGAUCCACUGCUUCGAGGGGGUGACGGCCAUCAUCUUCUGCGUGGCCCUGAGCGCCUACGACCUGGUGCUGGCUGAAGACGAGGAGAUGAACCGGAUGCACGAGAGCAUGAAGCUGUUCGACAGCAUCUGCAACAACAAGUGGUUCACGGACACGUCCAUCAUCCUCUUCCUCAACAAGAAGGACCUCUUCGAGGAGAAGAUCGUGCACAGCCCCCUGACCAUCUGCUUCCCCGAGUACACAGGUACCGCCGGGCUCUCGGUGCCCCCCUGCCAGGAGCAGCGGGCAGAGCCUUUCCGGGUGGUGUAG